Messenger RNA from Panicum virgatum (switchgrass), 1605 nucleotides. Its product is annotated as glycerol-3-phosphate dehydrogenase [NAD(+)]-like. The transcript is spliced from 11 exons. Bases 319 to 1422 code for a protein of 367 amino acids. NCBI's taxonomy places the organism in Eukaryota, Viridiplantae, Streptophyta, Magnoliopsida, Poales, Poaceae. Gene Ontology annotation, molecular function: protein homodimerization activity; glycerol-3-phosphate dehydrogenase [NAD(P)+] activity; NAD binding. Gene Ontology annotation, biological process: carbohydrate metabolic process; glycerol-3-phosphate catabolic process. The record is from RefSeq and is a predicted model, not a curated record. Gene Ontology annotation, cellular component: cytosol; glycerol-3-phosphate dehydrogenase (FAD) complex.
AUCCCGAGGACGAAAUGGCAGCCAGCCAGCCACUGUCGCCUUGCUGAAAACAAAUGCAUGCGAUGCGAUUCUUGGGGUUCUCCGCCGCGCCGUCCUAUCUAAUCUAGCGAUCGACACCGACGGACAUUCUCCUCUCCGCCAGGCCCCCAAUCUCCGUCGUAUAUUAUACAUAUAUAUAAGCUUAUUCCGCUUGUUGGGCACUAGGUCCUCCAUCCUUGUUCUUCUUGCUCUUGGUUUGCUCGAUCGAUUGCUUGGCCGCCGGCUGGACUCGCUCGCUGGUUUCUUGAUCUGUUCUGAGCCGGCGGACCCUCGCCGGAGAUGGACAACGGGCACGCCAAAUACCGGGUGGCGGUCAUUGGCAGCGGCAACUGGGGCAGCGUCGCCUCUCGCCUCAUCGCCUCCAACACUGCCAAGUUGCCCUCCUUCUAUGAUGAAGUAAGGAUGUGGGUGUUUGAGGAGAUACUGCCAACAGGCAAGAAGCUAUCUGAGUCCAUUAACGAAGAAAAUGAGAACUGCAAAUAUUUGCCAGGUAUAAAGCUUGGACUAAAUGUUAUUGCUGAUCCUGACUUGGAGAGUGCAGUGAAAGAUGCAAACAUGCUGGUCUUUGUGACUCCCCAUCAAUUUGUGGAGGGUAUAUGUAAGAAGCUCGUAGGGAAGCUAAGGCCAGGAGCUGAAGCUAUCUCCCUCAUCAAGGGUAUGGAGGUCAAGAUGGAAGGGCCGUGCAUGAUAUCUAAGUUAAUUGCGGAUACACUUGGAAUCAAUUGCUGUGUCCUCAUGGGGGCAAACAUUGCAAAUGAGAUUGCUGUUGAGAAGUUCAGUGAAGCAACAAUUGGAUAUAGAAAAGAUAAGGAAGUGGCAAACCGAUGGGCUAAACUUUUUACCACACCUUACUUCCUAGUUUCUGUUGCUGAAGAUAUUGAAGGAGUUGAGCUGUGUGGGACUCUCAAAAACAUCGUGGCUAUUGCAGCAGGCCUUGUUGAUGGCUUGGAUAUGGGAAACAAUACAAAGGCGGCAAUUAUGAGGAUUGGUUUGCGGGAAAUGCGUGCAUUCUCUAAGCUUCUGUUUCCUUCAGUCAGAGAUAACACAUUCUUUGAGAGCUGCGGUGUGGCUGACCUAAUAACUACAUGCCUUGGCGGGAGAAACAGAAGAGUGGCUGAGGCCUUUGCAAGAAACGGUGGCAAAAGGUCUUUUGAUGAGCUAGAGGCAGAGAUGUUGCAUGGCCAGAAACUCCAGGGAGUGUCCACAGCAAGAGAAGUUUAUGAAGUCUUAACUUAUCGAGGGUGGCAGGAGCUGUUUCCUCUAUUAUCAACAGUGCAUGAGAUUUGUAUUGGACAAUUGCCUCCUACAUCAAUAGUUGAAUAUAGUGAGCACACCCCCAACCUCUCGCUCAUCGGUGGUCCUACUCCAUUCUACAGAGCUUGAUACUACAGUUCGGACUACUGCUACAAUUCUCAGUAUCACUUGUUAUAAACAAAGCAAGUUGGAAUAUACUGAAUAUCUGAAUCUUCUUUUUACAUAUAACUACGGUUUCAGUCAUGUUACCUCAUUAAGCGCAUGAUUUAUGAGUCCAUGCUUCUGUAUCCAGUUGGUUCAAAGUUGGUUGCC